CAGCCCGGGCGGUACAAUAGGGUUGGGCCGCGGCCGGGACUGGGCCGGCGCGGGGCAGGAGCAGGAUCGCAGCCGCAGCCGAGACACACUGGGCGGCUGGCGACGCCGAGCCUCGCAGGCCACCAGCCGCGCCAGCCUCCACCCUCCCCUGAGCGCCCCCGCCUCCGAGUCGUUGCCCGCCGGGCCGGCCCGGGCGUGAUGCGCCGCGGGACCCCAGUCCUGGCCGCUGGCCGCCGCCGCCGUCGCCGCUGAGACCACAAGUCCUCCCAGUGACGCCGCAGCCAUGGAGAGCGGCCCACAUGCGGAGCCGGGUGUCGGCGCUCCCCCAGCUUUGGCAGCCAGGACGCCCCCAGAGCCAAGACCUUCUCCAGAAGGUGACCCCUCCCCACCGCCACCACCACCACCGAUGUCAGCCUUGGUUCCCGACACUCCCCCGGAUACCCCUCCUGCCAUGAAGAAUGCCACUAGCCCUAAGCAGCUCCCACUGGAACCAGAGAGCCCCCCAGGGCUGGUAGGGCCUAGGCCAGCCCCCCAGCAGGAAGAGUCGCCUUUCUCAGAAGUGAAGAUCAGGGGACCCACCCCACCAGCCACAGGCCCACGGGAUGCCAGGCCUCCUCGAAGGAGCAGCCAACCAUCCCCAACGGCAGUGCCAGCUUCUGACAGCCCUCCCACCAAGCAAGACGUAAAGAAGUCAGGAGAGAGGCACAAGCUGGCAAAGGAGAGGCGAGAAGAGCGGGCCAAGUACCUGGCGGCCAAGAAGGCGGUGUGGCUGGAGAAGGAAGAGAAGGCCAAGGCGCUGCGGGAGAAACAGCUCCAGGAGCGCCGGCGGCGGCUGGAGGAGCAGCGGCUCAAAGCCGAGCAGCGCCGGGCAGCCCUGGAGGAGCGGCAGCGGCAGAAGCUGGAGAAGAAUAAGGAACGCUAUGAAGCAGCCAUCCAGCGGUCAGUGAAGAAGACUUGGGCCGAAAUCCGGCAGCAGCGCUGGUCCUGGGCAGGGGCCCUGCACCACAGCUCCCCAGGACACAAGACCAGUGGGAGCAGGUGCUCCGUGUCGGCAGUAAACCUGCCCAAACACGUGGACUCUAUAAUCAACAAGCGGCUCUCAAAAUCCUCUGCCACGCUCUGGAACUCCCCCAGUAGAAAUCGCAGCCUGCAGCUGAGCGCAUGGGAGAGCAGCAUCGUGGACCGUCUGAUGACGCCCACCCUCUCCUUCCUGGCACGGAGUCGCAGUGCGGUCACACUGCCACGAAACGGCCGGGACCAGGGUAGGGGUGGCGGCACCGGGAGAGCCCCCGCGAGGGGCGGGGCAGGGGCCCGCCUCGCGCGUGCGCCUCACCCAGACCGCACUCAUCCCUCCGCAGCCGUGCCGGUGUGUCCGCGCUCGGCCUCCGCCAGCCCCCUGACACCGUGCAGCGCCCCCCGAAGCGCGCACCGCUGCGCCCCCGCCGGGGAGCGCCGCAAGCCCAGCGCGGGGGGCAGCCCCGCCUCGGUGCGCCGCCGGCCCGAGGCCUCGCCGGUGCAGAAAAAGGAGAAGAAGGACAAGGAGCGGGAAAACGAGAAGGAGAAGAGUGCCCUGGCCCGCGAGCGCAGCCUCAAGAAGCGGCAGUCACUGCCUGCCUCUCCGCGCGCCUCUCCGCGCCCCUCUCCGCGCCCGCGCCUCUCCGCUGCCACUGCUGCCGAGCUCAGUCCCAAAUCCAAGGCCCGGCCAUCCUCUCCCUCCACAUCCCGGCACAGGCCUGCCUCUCCCUGCCCCAGCCCAGGACCAGGCCACGCUCUGCCUCCAAAACCACCAUCCCCCCGAGGCACCACUGCAUCACCCAAGGGGCGGGUUCGGAGGAAGGAUGAAGCGAAGGAGAGCCCCAGUGCCGCAGGGCCUGAGGACAAGAACCAGAGCAAGGGCAAGGCCAGUGACGAGAGGGAGCCUGCAGCCCCUGCCUCUCCAGCACCCUCGCCUGUGCCCUCACCCACCCCAGCCCAGCCCCAGAAGGAGCAGCCCACGGUGGAGAUCCCUGCAGAUACUGCUAUCCUGACCACACCCCCAGCCCCUGCUUCCCCAGCGACCCCUAACAAACCCAUGGCGGGCACCACAGACCGAGAGGAAGCCACUCGCCUCCUGGCUGAGAAGCGGCGCCAGGCCCGGGAGCAGCGGGAGCGCGAGGAACAGGAGCGGAGGCUGCAGGCAGAAAGGGACAAGCGAAUGCGAGAGGAGCAGCUGGCGCGGGAGGCCGAGGCCCGGGCUGAGCGGGAGGCCGAGGCCCGGAGGCGGGAGGAGCAGGAGGCCCGCGAGAAGGCGCAGGCGGAGCAGGAGGAGCAGGAGCGGCUGCAGAAGCAGAAAGAGGAGGCCGAAGCUCGGUCCCGGGAAGAAGCAGAGCGGCAGCGUCUGGAGCGGGAAAAGCACUUCCAGCGGGAGGAGCAGGAGCGGCAAGAGCGCAAAAAGCGUCUAGAGGAGAUAAUGAAGAGGACUCGGAAGUCAGAAGCUGCUGAAACCAAGCAGAAGCAAGACAGAAAGGAGGCAAAAGCCAACAAUUCCAGCCCAGACCCUGCAAAAGCCGGGGAGGCUCGGCCAUUGGGGCUGCAGAAGGAGGCUGUGCAGAAAGAGGAGCCUGCCCCCCAGGAGCCUCAGUGGAGCCUGCCAAGCAAGGAGUCACCGGGGUCCCUGGUGAAUGGCCUGCAGCCUCUCCCAGCGCACCAGGAGAAUGGCUUCUCCCCUAAGGGACCCUCUGGGGACAAGAGUCUGGGCCGAACGCCAGAGGCACUCCUGCCCUUCGCAGAGGCAGAAGCCUUCCUCAAGAAAGCUGUGGUUCAGCCCCCACAGGUCACAGAAGUCCUUUAAGGAGGUGCCUUGGAUCCAGGCACAGCUAUGGGGGCUCCUCUGCGUCAUCCGCUAGGAUGUCUGGAAGAAAAAGAGACAGAACAAAGCCGGAAGUGGCCUGGGCCCCUGGGGGUGGGUCCUCUCUGUUAUUUCUAAUUUGCACCUUAUAGACUGAUGUCUCUUUGGCCAGAGCCAGACCCUGCCCCUCAGUGCAUUCGUGUGCUCACAUGUGCAGACACCCCCUCCCCCCAGUACACACACAUACACUCACAGCCUCUCGGGCCUCCUCCCUUGGGGAAGGGCCACCUGUAGUAUUUGCCUUGGUUUGGUGGGGUACAGUGGAUGUGAAUACUGUAAAUAGCUUGUGCUCAGACUCCUCUGCGUGGAGGGGGUGGGUGCAGGAGGCAGACCCUCCCAAGACUCCCUGGGGAGAUCGUCCUCUCUCUAUUUAACUGUAACUGAGGGGGAACCCAGGUCUGGGGAUGGGGGGCACCUUGGGCCACAGGAUACUUGUUGCUUUAGGGGUACCCAUGCCCCCUGCCCUUGCCUGGAAUCAGUGUUAUUGCAUCUGAUCAAACUUCUGCAGAAAUAAAGUGAGAAUAAUUCUGCCAGUCCUGUCUAUCCUUGGGGCUGGCAAGUGGGGCGGGUGGUGGGCUUGGGAGCAAGUGGCCUUCUGAGUUCUAACGUGAACUUAAGGAGCCAGGGCCUGGGGAUAUCUACCCCUACUUGGUACCAGCCUGUGGUCUUCCAAUUAGUCAUGAAUUCAUUCAUUUACUCAUUUAACAAAUACGGUCGCAUCUCCUCUGUACCAGGCAGUGGGCUACAUGCUGGGGUGCAGUAGUAGGAAAAGAUGUAGCGUCUGUUCUCCUGGAGUUUACAGUCCAGCAGGGGAGCGUCAUAGACACUGUGAGUCGCCUACUGCACAUCCAUUCCCAUCGCCCCCUCCUCAUUCCAGACAAUCCUGAUCUUGUUCAGGUGGCCGUCUCCCCCCUGGAUCCUGCCCUGUGCAUCAGUGGAGAUGAGUUGUAGGCCCAGGGAUGAACCAUGAUUGUAGUGAGCCAAAAAUGAUGGUCCCGAGCCUCUCGUGAAUGAUUGGGUUAGGUAUGGGCACGUGACACAAUUGUAGCCCACAGAUAUAAAGAAAAGCCUCCUGGGCUUUCUAGGAGAGGCUCCCUCACUUUUGAAACACAGUACCAUGUGGGAGCCAGCCUGUAAGAUGACCUCCCAGUGUCUCCUACCUCCUAGAGUUCUCACGUGUGUAGUCCCUGCCCAUGUUGUGCCAGGGCUGGGCCAAGUGACCGAUGGAGCGUCACGUCUGAGAUUCGGUCACAAAGACACUGCAGCUUCUGUCUUGGUUGCUCUCUUGCUCUUGAAUCACUCGCUUUGGAGGAAGGCAGCUGCUACGUUGUGAACAGCCUUUGGAGGGGCCCACGUAUCAAGGGACUGAAGCCUUCUGCCAACAGCCAUGUGAACGAGCUUGGAAGCAGACCCUCCAGCCCCAGUUAAGCUUUCAGAUGAUUUCAGCCCCGGUCCACAGCUUGACAAUAACCUCAUGAGAGACCCUCUGCCAGAACCAACCCGUUAAACCACUCUUGGGUUUCUAACCCUCGGAAAGUGUGAGACAAUAAAUGUUGUUUUAAACUGC
This is a messenger RNA of Equus caballus (horse), 4454 nucleotides long. RefSeq names its product MAP7 domain containing 1 (gene MAP7D1). The record is from RefSeq and is a predicted model, not a curated record. Gene Ontology annotation, cellular component: microtubule cytoskeleton. Gene Ontology annotation, biological process: microtubule cytoskeleton organization. Lineage: Eukaryota; Metazoa; Chordata; Mammalia; Perissodactyla; Equidae.